Phoenix dactylifera (date palm) is the source of this 3511-nucleotide messenger RNA. RefSeq lists its product as uncharacterized. The record is from RefSeq and is a predicted model, not a curated record. Gene Ontology annotation, cellular component: mitochondrial outer membrane. Gene Ontology annotation, molecular function: ATP hydrolysis activity; ATP binding. Lineage: Eukaryota; Viridiplantae; Streptophyta; Magnoliopsida; Arecales; Arecaceae.
ACUGGAACCUUGAGAGCCAGAUACAGCUGCGGCGCCUUGCGAAGCCAGGACAGGGCGAACGAUUUAACUCCCGGUUCCCUCUCCGACUCUCUCGCCCCUGUUCACAAUAACAAAGCCAACGGAGCGAGGGACCCCAAAAAACCCUAACAAGAGUUAUCUCUACAAACUGUAGCUUAAUACCAAUAACUGUUAUAACACCACCGGUGAUGCAAUAAAUUUCCUGAAGAUUAGAGAAGGUUGCAAUGUAUGCAAGGAGAGUAAAGUUUAGGGGCCAGAACUGGUAUUCUUUAUCCCAACAGGCAGGAUCUUUAUUUAGGUUGAUCAGAAGGGAUAUUUCACAAUCCUCUUCUAGUAGAAGUAUCUACCAUACAGGCCAAUCACUAAAAGAUAGUGUUAUUAGGAAGUUCAGCUCAGUUCCACUUUCCCUGCCGGUUGGUAGUGAUUUAGGCAUUUGUAGGAGGUGCCCUGCAUCCUUUUCAUAUGGAUUGUGUCGAUUUUAUAGCUCCAAAGGUGAUGGGAGUAAUGCCAGUGGGGACAAACAUGUGCCGGUUAAAGAUGCCACCAACUUUGAUAAAGGGAAGACUAGGAAAGAAGAGGUUUUAGCUGAUUCAAAGCACUGCAAUGAGCAUGCUCGGCUUGGGGAACACGAUCAGCAGGAGUGGCUGAAUAGCGAGAGAUCGUCCAUUGAUAGUAAAAAGAGAGAAUCCCCUUUUCUAACCAAGCGAGAGAGGUUCAAAAAUGAAUUCUUGCGAAGGGUGAUUCCAUGGGAGAAGAUCACAGUUUCAUGGAGGACCUUUCCUUAUUAUAUCCAUGAACACACAAAAAAUUUGUUGGUGGAAUGUGCUUCCUCCCAUUUGAAGCACAAGAGUUUCACAUCAUCUUAUGGUGCUCGGCUUACCUCUUCAACUGGGAGAAUUUUGCUUCAGAGUAUCUCAGGAACCGAGCUUUACCGGGAAAGAUUGGUGAGAGCUUUGGCUCAGGAAUUACAAGUCCCCUUGCUGGUUCUAGACAGCAGUGUUCUUGCUCCCUACGAUUUUGGUCGAGAAUGUGCAUCAGAAAGUGAAACGGAUGAUGAGAAUGUGGAAUCAGGAGAAGAAUGUACAUCAGAGUCAGAUGUUGAAGAUGAUGGAAACAAUGAAGAAGAAUGGGCAAGCAGCAAUGAAGCCAAAUCUGGUGAAAGCGAGGAUGAUGUUGAUGAUGUGCAAGCAUCUGCUGAGGCCAUCAAGAAGCUUGUACCAUACAGUCUAGAAGAGUUUGCAAAGAGAGUUUCUGGAGAAGUUGAGGGUACCUCAUCAUCGACUCAGACAGAGACUGCUGAGUCAUCACAACAACCAAAAAGGCCUCUCAAAAAGGGGGACCGGGUGAAGUAUGUUGGGGCCUCAGUGCAUGUUGAAGCUGAUCACAGGAUCAUAUUGGGGAAAAUACCAACUUCUGAUGGCUCAACAAAUGCAUAUACAUUUAUUAGAGGCAGGACCCUGUCAAAUGGACAGCGGGGAGAAGUCUAUGAGGUCAAUGGGGAUCAAGUAGCUGUUAUUCUUGACAGAAUGGGAAAUAAAAUGGAGGAAGAAAAUAAGGCUGAAAGUAUCAAUGAGCAAGAUGCAAAACCAUCUAUUUAUUGGAUUGACAUUCAGGAUAUCGUGCAUGAUUCUGAUACUCAGGCAGAAGAUUGGUGCAUAGCAAUGGAGGCACUUUGUGAGAUUUUACCAUCUUUACAACCCGUUAUUGUGUAUUUGCCUGACUCUGCCCGGUGGUUGUUAAGGGCAGUUCCCAAGUCAAAUCGUAGGGAGUUCAUCCAUAAGGUGGAGGAAAUGUUCGACCAACUUCCUGGACCUGUUGUUUUGAUAUGUGGACAAAACAUAAUAGAGACAGGGUCCAAGGAGAAAGAGAAAUAUACUAUGGUGCUUCCUCGGCUUGGUCGCCUGGCUCGGCUGCCUGUGCCAUUGAAGCGACUAACUGAGGGACUGAAAGCAACUAAAACUACAAAAGAUGAUGGCAUAAGUAAACUCUUCCCAAAUGCUCUGUUUAUUCAUCCUCCAAAGGAAGAGGAGCAACUUAGAACAUUCCAUAAACAAAUUGAAGAGGAUAGAAAAAUUAUCAUAUCAAGGAGCAAUCUUAUUGAACUGCAUAAGGUGCUAGAAGAGCAUGAGCUAUCAUGCAUAGAGCUUUUGCAUGUAAAGACUGAUGGUGUGAUCUUGACAAAGCAAAAAGCUGAGAAAGUUGUAGGAUGGGCUAGAAAUCACUACCUGUCCUCUGUCAUUCUUCCCUCUAUAAAGGGUGAUAGGCUACUGAUUCCCCGUGAAAGUCUGGAUAUUGCGAUUGCAAGGCUAAGGGAACAGGAAACAAUUUCCAGGAAACCCUUGCAAAGUCUAAAGAGUCUUGCCAAGGAUGAGUAUGAGAGCAAUUUCAUUUCAGCAGUGGUUCCCCCAGAUGAAAUUGGAGUGAAGUUUGAUGAUAUUGGUGCUCUUGAAGAUGUGAAGAGGACACUGAAUGAGCUUGUCUCCCUUCCUAUGAGGAGACCAGAACUUUUUUCACAUGGAAAUCUAUUACGACCUUGCAAAGGGAUAUUGCUUUUUGGGCCUCCUGGAACAGGGAAAACUCUUCUUGCAAAAGCACUUGCAACAGAAGCUGGAGCAAAUUUUAUCAGCAUUACGGGAUCAACACUUACCUCAAAGUGGUUUGGAGAUGCUGAGAAGCUCACAAAAGCCCUAUUCUCCUUUGCUAGCCGGCUAUCCCCUGUCAUUAUAUUUGUUGAUGAGGUUGACAGUCUUCUUGGUGCUCGAGGUGGUGCUUUUGAGCAUGAAGCAACAAGAAGAAUGCGGAAUGAAUUUAUGGCUGCUUGGGAUGGACUGAGGACCAAGGACAGUCAAAGGAUUCUUAUCCUUGCUGCGACAAAUCGUCCAUUUGACCUAGAUGAUGCUGUAGUACGCCGCCUGCCAAGAAGGAUAUAUGUGGAUCUUCCCGAUGCCGAGAAUCGGAUGAAAAUCCUAAGAAUAUUUCUUUCUCAAGAAAACCUUGAACCUGGCUUUAGACAUGAUGAACUCGCCAAUGCAACUGAAGGAUAUUCAGGAAGUGAUUUGAAGAACCUGUGUAUUGCAGCUGCAUAUAGGCCUGUUCAAGAACUUCUGGAAGAAGAAAAGAAGAAAGGUGCAACGGGCACGGCAGCUUCACUUAGGCCCCUUAAGUUGGAUGAUUUUAUCCAAGCAAAAUCAAAGGUGGGUGCGUCUGUAGCAUAUGAUGCCACUAGUAUGAACGAGCUAAGAAAAUGGAAUGAACAAUAUGGGGAGGGUGGUAGCAGGAGACAAUCACCAUUUGGCUUCGGUAAUUAACGUAGUGAAAUCAUCUUUGUAAUAUUUAGUAGGGCUAUUCUCUCCACAACAGUAAAGAUGGAGAUUCCUUCCCUAAAAAUGUAAGUCCCUCUCUGUUUUUCCUAAUUUUUGGGCUUACAAUUAUCUAUAUCCGUAAUUAUCUCUCUUCGGUUAAAUAUCCAUUACGAAUAGGUUUAUUCUUUGAA